AUGCUGAAAAGGAAACUACAGUUUUGCCACAACUCACUCUUCAGGCUUUUCUUGGGGCUAACUCUUAUUCUAGUAAUCAUUUCAGUUUUGAAAGUUAAUCAGAAACCAUACUUAAAUUGGAGACAUCUGGAACCGACUAAUGACAAUCCUAUUAGCAGUAUUAGCUGCACAAAGAUAUUGGAGGGUGAUAUAGAAGAAAUCCAGAAGGUAAAGCUUGAGGCAUUAUUGGUGUCAUUUAAGAAACACCCCAAACUAACAACAAAUGACUAUAUUAACAUGACAGACUGCUCCUUUACCAAGACUAGGAAAUAUAUCAUGGAACCCAGCAAUGAAGCAGCAGAACUUCCAACUGCUUACUCAAUUGUGGUUUAUCACAAAAUUGAGAUGCUUGAUAGACUAAGAUCAAUCUAUGUUCCUCAGAAUUUUUACUGCAUUCAUGUUGACAAAAAGUCUCCAGAAUCCUUUUUUGCUGCUGUGAAGGGAAUAGUUUCAUGUUCUGAUAAUGUCUUUAUUUCCAGCCAGUUAGAGUGUGUUGUAUAUGCUUCAUAGCAGGCAGACAUUAACUGCAUGAAAGAUCUCUACAGAAGAAGUACAAAGUGGAAAUACCUAAUAAACCUCUGUGGCAUGGACUUUCCUAUUAAGACCAACCAGGAAAUAUCAGAGAGGUUGAAAGCCCUUAAAGGUGAAAACAGCUUGGAAACAGAAAAAAUGCCUCUUAAAGAAGUAAGGUGGAAAAAGCACCAUGAGAUUAUUGAUGGUAAAGCAAAGAACACAGGCAGAGACAAACAAUGACCACUUCUCAGUACUCCAAUUGUUUCUGGUAGUGCCUAUUUUGUCAUUAGCAGAAGAUUUGUAGCACUAUUAGAAAACAGCAAAAUCCUUUCAUUUAUUGAGUGGCCAAAAGACACUUACAGCCCUGAUGAGUACUUGUGGGCAACAAUUCAGAGUAUCCCUGAAGUCCCAGGUGCAGUUUCUUCCAGUAAUAAGUAUGAUGUUUCUGACAUGAAUGCACUGGCCAGGUUUGUGAAGUGGCAGUACUUCGAAGGUGAUGUGUCUAAAGGUGCGCCCUACCCACCAUGCAGUGGGAUUCACGUUCACUCUGUCUGUGUGUUUGGAGUAGGAGACUUGAACUGGAUGCUGCAAAACCACCACUACUUUGCUAAUAAGUUCAAUACUGAUGUUGACCCUUUUGCUGUGAAAUGCUUGGAAGAGUAUUUGCGACACAAAGCUUUGCAUCAGCAAAAUAACUGA
Molecule: messenger RNA, 1251 nt
Organism: Struthio camelus australis
Lineage: Eukaryota; Metazoa; Chordata; Aves; Struthioniformes; Struthionidae
Product: glucosaminyl (N-acetyl) transferase 1
Cellular component (GO): membrane
Molecular function (GO): beta-1,3-galactosyl-O-glycosyl-glycoprotein beta-1,6-N-acetylglucosaminyltransferase activity
Source: RefSeq, a predicted model, not a curated record